AUGUUAUGGAUGGAAACAUAUCUCUUCUAUUGUUCGGUGCGCCUAGGUCUGCUUGUGGUGGUAGUACUCAGCUUUAUGCAAGUAUUUAUACCAACAGUUUUGCUGCUUUCUAUGGGCAUGGAGAUAGUGAAUCCAAUCAUGAAGCUUUUCAGAGACGAUGAGCAAUUUGGCAAAAAUAUUUACAUAUUGAAAAUUUUAAACUGGAUAGAUAACCAUGUUCAAGGUUUCAUUGCUUUCUUUGUGACCCUGAUGGUCUUCUACUUGACUGGUUGCGGCUUGGCGAUAUUCGGAGCGUUGAAGCUUAAAAAAUGGUUUCUGCUUCCUUUUAUUAUUGCUGACUUUUUACGUGUGAUCACCGGCUUUGCCUCACAUAUUAUAUUCAUGAUAAUUUUGAAAAAGAAACUCAAUUUGGGAUUUCUGAUAGUUGUCACUUUAGCUGGUGGCUUUAUAAUCUUAUACCUCGGCUACAAUUGGGCCACGAGUGUUGCGCUCUUUCAAAUCAUCGAACUCAUACACACUGAACGCUAUCGCAAGCUCUACGGGGAUGAUCCCUUCCAUCCACAAUUACCACCAAACUAUACUUACGCCUCACUACUACCGGCACCGCAGGGUUACGGUACAGUGGAGAAUGUACGUGUGCUGGUCACACCACGUAGCGGCGAUGUUGACGAGCAAAAACUGCGUCAAACUCAACGUGAACCGGUGAACGCCGCCGAAAUGCCAGUGAUUGCUGUUUUGCCAGCGAAUUAUAAUAAUAGUAAUGCACGAGUUGUACAAAAUAAGCAGCUAAGGAAGCUACAACAACAACCAUAUAGUUCCUACGAAGAGCAACAGAAUGAUUACAAUGCCGACUUCGGCAAUUGGCAAUGGUCCGAGUUGAUGGUUGGCAGGCAACGCAAGGCGAUGAUUAGGCGCAACUGGUGAAAUGAGAAAUAGGGACUAUGAGUGGGAUAGAGAGAAAGAGGAAAGGAAAGUUCAAGAGAGAAACCCACAAGAGAGAAUAAAAAAGAAAAAGAGAAA
Messenger RNA from Bactrocera tryoni, 1020 nucleotides. RefSeq lists its product as uncharacterized. The transcript is spliced from 5 exons. The coding region runs from base 1 to 924 and encodes 307 amino acids. The record is from RefSeq and is a predicted model, not a curated record. NCBI's taxonomy places the organism in Eukaryota, Metazoa, Arthropoda, Insecta, Diptera, Tephritidae.